Messenger RNA from Leucoraja erinaceus (little skate), 2210 nucleotides. RefSeq names its product oocyte zinc finger protein XlCOF19-like. The transcript is spliced from 2 exons. Gene Ontology annotation, molecular function: RNA polymerase II cis-regulatory region sequence-specific DNA binding; DNA-binding transcription factor activity, RNA polymerase II-specific. The record is from RefSeq and is a predicted model, not a curated record. The coding region runs from base 532 to 1155 and encodes 207 amino acids. Gene Ontology annotation, biological process: regulation of transcription by RNA polymerase II; central nervous system development. NCBI's taxonomy places the organism in Eukaryota, Metazoa, Chordata, Chondrichthyes, Rajiformes, Rajidae. Gene Ontology annotation, cellular component: nucleus.
GACGCUCAGGUGGGAACCAAAGAUCCUAUGGCGGAGCUCCGCCGCCGCCGCUCGGCCCCGCGUCCUUUCCCCGCCCCCUCCUCCCUUCUCGAGGGCGAUCCUGCGGCCGGCGACCCGAGGAGCCGGAGCCCGAGGCGUGCGGGCGAUGUCAGUGAGUGAAGGAGGGAAGGAGGUCCGGGAGGCCGCGGUGCAGCGGAUCCAGUCCUCCCGGUGCAACGUCGGCUGGUCCUCCGAAUGUAGCGCCCCUGGCGGCGGGAUGCCGCGGUGCGGCGCCGCUGGUCCUCCGAAUGUAGCGUCCCUGGCGGCGGGAUGCCGCGGUGCAGCGUCUCUGGUUUGGCGGUGACGUCUGGGUUUCGGUCGUUGCGCAGGCGGUUGACGUCACGGCGGCUCGACGCGAUUACCGUUUGCUCAUCCCCAGGGUUGCUAUGGACGGAGAGGUGGGGACGUGAGCGGCCAUUGAGGGCACCCAGGGUACCAGUGAGCCCCCCAUCUGCUCGGUGUGUGGGCUGAGCUUCAAGGGGCUGGACUUUAAUGGAGGACCACAUGAUAGGGCACAAUAAGGAGAAGCAUUAUGAGUGCGACGUGUGUGGCAAGGCCUGGCAGCGCCCAAGCCAGCUGGAGGCCCACCGGCGGAUGCACACGGGAGAACGCCCCUUCAACUGCUCCGACUGCUGCAAGAGCUUCAAGACGGCAAAUCACCUGAAGGACCACCGGCGGGAGCACACGGGUGAGAAGCCCUAUGGCUGCUCCAUCUGCGGAAAGGGCUUUACCCGGUCGUCGGGGCUGCGGGAGCAUCGGCAGGUGCACAGCAAUGAGCGGCCCUUCACCUGCUCCGACUGUGACAAAGGCUUCAAGUCAUCUACGCAGCUAAAGGUGCACAGGCGCCUGCACACUGGGGAGCGGCCCUACACCUGCAGCGAGUGUGGGAAGAGCUUCACCCGCUCCAACAACCUGCUGGAUCACCAGCGCACCCACACCGGCGAGCGCCCCUUCAUCUGCGCCCAGUGCGACAAGGGCUUCACCAACUCCUACCGCCUGCUGGAGCACCAACGCACCCACACCGGCGAGCGCCCCUUCACCUGCGCCCAGUGCGGCAAGAGCUACACCCGCUCCUCCAGCCUGCUGUCCCACCAGCAGGUGCACGCCAGCGACUGACCCGUCCCCAGCCCAGAGUGUGGAUAGUGCUUUACCAUGGUUUCCCACGCCCUGUCUCACCAGCGCGUGCACACCAGUGGCCAGCCCUAAGGCUGUGCGUACUGCAGUGAGGCAUUUGACAGCUCAUUGGAGUUGCCGCAGCACCGGCGGGCCCAUGCCGGCGAGUGGCUGCUCCCACUGUGGAAAGCAUUUCAAGAACGCACGGGGGCUGCGGGAGCACCAGCCAGUACACACCGGAGAGAGACCCUUUGUGUGCAUUGAGUGUGGCAAGGGUUUCGCCCGCAUGACCUGCCUGUGGCAGCAUCGGCGUACCCACAGCGGUGAGCGUCCCUUCCCCUGCCCUUCCUGUGGUAAGGGCUUCGCCCUCCUUGACCACCUGUUGGAGCACCGGCGAGCCCACACCAGCCAGAGCCCCUACACCUGUCUGUUCUAUGGCAAGGUCUUUGCCCGCUCCUCCAGACUGCUGGCACAGGUGUGGAUAUGUGGAUAGGUGUUAAAGUUCGAUUACUUAUCACAGACAAGUCAAGCACAGAGUGAGGCAAGAUUCUUUUAUUCGCUAGCAGGAGUGUGCUGGAAGCUAUACACCUUCGCUUCCCUGUCGCACAACUCUCCAAACAAAGAAAAGUUAGUACAAUUUUAGUAAUUUCUUAUCAAUAAACGCACCUACCAAGUCUAUCGCAUGAUUGAAAGAAUCUGUAGCCUUUCAGGAAAUAAGGAAAGCUAGACCCAUAUCAAGCUAAAUCAAUAGCAAGUUAUUAGUAAACUAUGCAAUGUCAGCAGUAUUCUCCAAUCUUAGCUCAGGCAUACUGUUCAUCCAUUUCAGUUUUGAGACAAAGUUUCUAGACAAAGAAGGACAGUCGACUCCAUUUUGUAUCAAGGUUGGCACAGUCAUUAUUGGCAGGAGUUAUUGCCUUGUCCUUGAUUCCGUAUGUUUCUUAAAACUGUCAGUUAUAUCAGAUUUGGCACCGGGUCUCUUUUCUCAAACAAUGCUUUCUCAUAUUACAUAUACAUUGUAGUUAGUAGAGAAUAGAGACUACUUACAAUGUCUCUAUUUC